Messenger RNA from Symbiodinium sp. CCMP2456, 1306 nucleotides. The record is from the annotation of a GenBank genome assembly. NCBI's taxonomy places the organism in Eukaryota, Dinophyceae, Suessiales, Symbiodiniaceae.
GAUGCUGGAGGAGGAUGCGGAUCAGCCGCCCCUCCUGGACGGACUUGACAAAAGGAACAUCAUCAAGGGAAAGCGCAAGCGCAACAAGGUGGACUACCGCGCCGUCGAGCGCGAGAUUGAGGCCGAAGAGCGGCGGCACAAGGUCACCUGCCCACCCCUAAGGAUGUUGCGGGCAUCCUUUGUUGCGCUUGUGGCAUCAGCUUGCCUCAUCGGCGGUGCCUUCGUCUCUGCACCCUCCAGCCGCGGAAGUGGUCCAACAACACUGCGGGGUGCUGUAGGUAUUGGACGUUCAGUGCCUGAAGGGGGCAAUGGGCCGGAAUCAGCUGCUCAUGGCUGGUGCGCCGUGGGGGCCAUGGGGGCGGUGGUUGCAUUGACCUUGUGCCGUGGCAAGCGCACGGCUUUGCGUGCUGAGCCGCUAUCGGCCUCCGCGGCGGCAGCUGCCGCAAAGGCAAUUGCAGCCGUGAAGGGUGCUUCGGCUGCCAAAACCGCCACAACGGCGGCAAAGACGGCCGGCGCGGUGGCGGGCGCAGCGAAGACCGCUGGUGCCGUGGCCGGCUCGGCGGGAGCCGGUUCACUGAAGCAAGCUGCGGACGAGGCAAGUGCUGACGAAGACUACGUCAACAAGAAGCUCAACAUCAUGGACAGAGGCACCCCGGAGUAUGAGAAGAUCAAGGAGGCCAAGGCCAAGCGCAAGGAGAAGGACUGGGAGGUGCGCACCGCGCGCAACCCCGACAGCACCUUUGGGAACCCGGAGGACGCCUACAAGGGUAAGGCAGACCUCUAUGAUCCUCUCAUGUCGCUCUCACAGCGCUUCUUGAAGGAGUCGGGCAAUGAGUUCAAUCCUGCCUUCCAGAUUGGUGUGACGGAUCCCCUGGGCUAUUUCGACCCGUUGGGCUUCUGCAAGCAGGGUGAUGAGAAGACCUUCCGGUCGAUGCGGACGGCAGAGAUCAAACAUGGACGUGCUGCCAUGAUGGCUGCGCUUGGUGCUGUGGUGCAGCACUACGUGAAACUCCCGGGCUUCGAGAAGGUGCCUGCGGGCCUGGAUGCUGUCAAUGUUGCUCCUGGCAGCUACGGCUUCAUCGCACUCUUCCUGAUUUCAGGUGUUCUGGAGCUUGCCGUGUGGACGGAGAGUGACAAGAAGGCUCCGGGAGACUUCGGCGACCCGCUCGGCUUGAACAAGUAUGAUGAGGAGUUCCGGAACCGGGAGCUCAACAACGGCCGCGCGGCCAUGUUCGCUGCCAUCGGCAUCAUCGCCGCGGAGCUCUACACCGGCAAAGACGCCGUGGAGCAGCUUGGCUUGGCCUGA